Messenger RNA from Sebastes umbrosus (honeycomb rockfish), 4244 nucleotides. It is a transcript of the gene rfx4, whose product is annotated as regulatory factor X, 4. Gene Ontology annotation, molecular function: RNA polymerase II cis-regulatory region sequence-specific DNA binding; DNA-binding transcription factor activity, RNA polymerase II-specific. Gene Ontology annotation, biological process: regulation of transcription by RNA polymerase II. NCBI's taxonomy places the organism in Eukaryota, Metazoa, Chordata, Actinopteri, Perciformes, Sebastidae. The record is from RefSeq and is a predicted model, not a curated record.
CUAGUUUCCUCUCAGAACACUUCAAUUACAAUAUGCUGAAAGGUUAUUAUGGGAUUUUUACCCAAUGAUGCCAAAAAUAUCCUGCCUACUGCAGCUUUAAUACCACCAACAUGUCGUAUUUAGCGUAACCAUACCCUCCCCCCGCCACCCCCACAACUCAAUUGGGGCCUUUUCAGUGAACAAAAGCCGAACACAUCCGUCAGUGUGAGAAUAGGAAGGAAGGCUGGAAGAGGCUCUUUUGGUGGCUGCACCUGUUUUAUUUGAUGAGGCUCUAAUAAGCAGAUAACAGGAGGAGAUACAGACUCCACCUUCUCCUUAUUCCACUGGAAUUAAUUAGAUCCUCCUUUGAGGUCACGGCCUAGCAGAAGCCACCAUUUAGGCCUCUGAACGGUGUGUCAUCAACGGGUUGUUAUAGUAUAUUUAAAGAAGUGCAGAUGAGAUGAAAAUGUUGUGAUGAUGCUGGUAAAGUCCUUUUGACCUGUCCAUCCCUCCAGCAGCUUCCUUCUUCCUCCAUGAGUGUGAAUGGAUGUACAGACCUGGUCUAACAGAGUAUGAAACUGUGCACAGCGUCCCGUGUGAUGCUGCCGUCCACCCCGUCCCACACGUGCUUCCUACAGGUGGCUGCACGGUGUGCGUCGGCGAGUAGCGGCGCCGGUGCCCCGACGCCUGCGCACACUGGUGGUAGAGAAAGUCCUCCUUUUUGCUCUCCGUGGUGUGGUGAGUAAUUCAGCCAUAAUCCGCCUUUCUCCUCUCCCCUCUUCUUUCCCCUCUCCUCUCCCCCCCCUCUCCUGUGGUUCCAUUCAUAUUCUAAUCACAGCUUUCGCUUCUCCAGCUCUCAGGCACUCCAUCAGAGCCCUCCCAGCCUCGGGCUUUGCACUUUUACUUCCCCCCCUUUGUGACCGUUCCCUCUUCUCAGAGGCACACCAAAAAUAAGGUUGCCACAGCAAAAAGAGUGAGCACAAAAAAAAAACAGGUGAGAAAUCCACCAAAAAAAAAAAUCCACACAAAUUUCGGCAUGUUUGAACGUGAGCGUCUGAGCCGUGCUGAAUCUGUGAAAAAGUUUAUCACAAAGAUGCUGUAAUGGUGGAAUGAGGCGAGGAAUAGAGCAACAAGUGUCUGUGGAUGUGAAGCGGGAGUUAAAAUGAGAAGGAGAGGCAGGGAUGUAUGUUUAUAUGGAGCUCUGGGGUGUAUAAAAACGUAUUAAAUGCCAUAAUGGAAGACGGGGAGGCCACAGUGUUAGGACUGCGUAGAUCUAAGCCUCUUUUUUUUUUUCGUUGGGAGGGAGCUUUUCUUAUUCAAAACAGCCCCACAAAAGACUUCCAGUGAGCCUUGCCACAUCCCCAUCUGACUUGGGGCCAUUCAUCAGCCUUCCAAGCCUAUCAAUGACAUGUCCCCAUCAGGGCUCCUAUAAAAUCAGCCCCUUUCCCAUGAAACAUCAGCAAACAUUUUGACGGGUCUGGCUUUCCCCCCGCUGGAUUUCUGGAGUCUCUACCCCCCCCCUCUUUCCUCCCUUAUUCCCACCUCCCCCCCUUCUUCUUCUUCUUCUCCUCCUCCGCCAACACCACCCCUCUCUGGGCGAACCUCAGAUCCUCAACAUCUCCCGUGACGGGCAGUGGUCACAGGAAACACAGAGCGAGACGAGGGAGAGAGCCGCCGAGGACGGGGGAAACGUGCACUACUAAGCCAUUUUCUUGGAGGAGCCAGUGUCGUUGAUGGGAAGAGGAUGCAUUGCGGGCUGCUGGAGGAGCCUGAUAUGGAUUCCACAGAGAGUUGGAUUGAAAGAUGCCUCAACGAGAGUGAGAGCAAGCGCUACUCCAGCCACACGUCUCUGGGGAACAUGUCCAACGACGAACAUGAAGAGAAAGAAAACAACAGAGCCUCUAAACCACAUUCGACACCGGCUACUCUGGAAUGGCUAGAAGAGAACUACGAGAUAGCCGAAGGUGUGUGUAUCCCCCGAAGUGCCCUCUACAUGCACUACCUGGACUUCAGUGAGAAGCACGACACGCAGCCGGUGAACGCCGCCAGCUUUGGAAAGAUCAUAAGGCAACAGUUUCCAGCGUUAACUACCAGACGACUGGGGACGAGAGGGCAGUCGAAGUACCACUACUACGGCAUCGCGGUGAAGGAGACCUCUCAGUAUUAUGACGUGAUGUACUCUAAGAAGGGAGCGGCGUGGGUGAACGAGACGGGGAAGAAAGAGGUCACGAAGCAGACAGUGGCGUAUUCACCACGCUCCAAACUGGGGACGCUCCUGCCAGAGUUUCCAAAUGUCAAAGACCUAAAUUUGCCCGCCAGCCUGCCAGAAGAGAGGGUGUCAACCUUCAUCAUGAUGUACAGAACGCACUGUCAGAGGAUACUGGACACCGUCAUUAGAGCCAACUUUGAUGAGGUCCAAAGCUUCUUGCUGCACUUCUGGCAGGGCAUGCCGCCCCACAUGCUGCCCGUCCUCGGCUCCAACACCGUGGUGAACAUCGUCGGUGUUUGCGACUCCAUCCUCUACAAGGCCAUCUCUGGGGUGCUGAUGCCCACCGUCCUGCAAGCGCUGCCUGACAGUUUGACUCAGGUUAUCCGAAAAUUUGCCAAACAGCUCGAUGAGUGGCUCAAAAUAGCACUUCACGACCUCCCUGAGAACCUGAGGAAUAUCAAAUUUGAAUUAUCGAGGAGAUUCUCUCAGAUUCUAAAGCGGCAGACAUCAUUAAACCAUCUCUGUCAGGCGUCGCGGACUGUGAUAAACAGCGCCGACAUCACUUUCCAAAUGCUGGAGGACUGGAGGAAUGUGGACUUGAACAGCAUCACCAAGCAGACACUUUACACCAUGGAGGACUCACAAGAGGAGCACAGGCAGCUGAUUAUCCACCUGUAUCAGGAGUUUGACCGUCUGUUGGAGGAGCAGUCUCCCAUCGAGGCGUACAUCGAGUGGCUGGACUCGAUGGUGGACCGCUGUGUCGUCAAGGUGGCAGGGAAGAGGCCCGGCUGCCUGAAGAAGGUGGCCCAACAGUUCCUGCUGAUGUGGUCGUGCUUUGGUACCAGAGUCAUCCGGGAUAUGACCCUCCACAGCGCGCCCAGCUUUGGCUCCUUCCACCUGAUCCACCUGAUGUUUGAUGACUACGUGCUCUACCUGCUGGAGUCACUGCACUGCCAGGAGAGAGCCAACGACCUGAUGAGGGCCAUGAAGGCAGAGGGCAGCACAGCAGAGAGAGAGGAGGAAUUCCCCGUGACAGAAACCACCCCCACCUCCCCGUCUCCGGGUUCCUUCUCUCCGGCUCGGUCGGUCCACUCCGCGGGCGUUUCCUCGGCCAGCUCCCCGACGGCGGCGGCCGUGUCCCCGGAGUACACCGGAGUCGCAGCCACCACCACCACAGGCGCUGUUCAGUCAUAUACCUGGUCCCUUACAUACACAGUGACAACAGCCGCUGGCUCCGCUCCAGAGGCCGGACAGCAGCUGUCCUGUAUGAGGAGCAGCGCUCCGGUCCCGCCGCCGUCCUCCGCCCACCGGCUGCCCGUCUACAGAGAGGAGCAUGGGUAUACCGGGAGCUACAACUACGGCAGCUACGCCAACCAGCACCCCCACUCCAUCCAGAGCCAGUAUCCCAGUCUGGCCCACGAGCCGCCGCUCCCAGCCCCCCUCCACUACUCCCCCUACCACCGCUCGUCUGCACAGUACCAGCUCAACGGCCAGAUGUCUCGAAUGGAGCCGUGCUUGAUGGGCAGCACUCCUCGGUUGCACCCUGCGCCCGUCCCCCCCCGGUGGCCAGAUGUGUCGCCAGCUAACAGCUGUUACACCAGCCCACCUAUGCAUUCAUCCCGCUACGCUGCUUCUGGGGACAUGUACUCUCCUCUGGGCCCACGCAGGAACUCAGAGUACGAACACUCGCAGCAUUUCCCCGGCUUCGCCUACAUCAACGGAGAGGCCACCACAGGCUGGGCCAAGUAGCCCGUAAACACACCGCUCUGCACAGCCGUGGUCAAGCUCCGGGCCUCCUCGAACUGGUGGAUGCAACGUCUCUGAACACUUCCAAUCAAGUACAUCAUCAAAAAAGGAGGAGCAGAGAGUGCCGAUGCAAGGCAAUAGGAAUUAUGGUAUGGACGUACUGACAAUUUGAAAAGACUCUGAAUCAGUAGGGAUGCACCGAUACCACUUUGUUUCAGACCGAGUACAAGUACUUACAUUUGGGUACUCUCCGAUACCGAGUACCGAUACGAGUACUUCUCUGUGCCAAAAGACCCUCGUUAACAGCCAG